Molecule: messenger RNA, 6348 nt
Organism: Rhagoletis pomonella (apple maggot)
Lineage: Eukaryota; Metazoa; Arthropoda; Insecta; Diptera; Tephritidae
Exons: 7
Coding region: 239-2668 (809 amino acids)
Source: RefSeq, a predicted model, not a curated record
AUCUACUGCAUAUGGAGUGGAGUCCGAAUGCGGCACUUGCUAUGUCAUUUCAUUUCCACUGCGUUUCACGUCAUUCUUCAACAGGGCGUAGUUCGACAAGUGUUUGGAUUAGUAAUCGUUCAUGUUGUGGGUGUUUAGUUUUUGUGUUUGUCCUUUUAUUUUUACUCGGUUUUAAAUGUUAUUUGUGCUCCCCAACGCUAAGUAGAAUUUUAAGUGUUUGUCCAAUCUCUGCGCCAACAUGUUGAGCGCAAAAACAUCAAUUUUAGUACGCAGUUAUACGUUGUUUAUGCUGCUGCUAGUUGUGGGUGUGUUCGCCCAAUUUGAGUGGCAGCAGCGCGAUGCCUUUGAUGAAAUCAAAUACAGAUUUGACAAAGUGAACGGCGACAAUUGUCCCAUACAACAUCUUAGCGAUCUUUACUUGCCAGAGGAUACAGUUUCCCACAAGCCGGACAUUAAAGAGAUCAACAUCAAUCCGAUAUUUCCAAAUCGCACGGCGCUGCUUCAUUUACAUAAUAUGGCUAUGAGCCGCAGCUUCUUUUGGAGUUAUAUACUGCAGUCACGUUUUAUACGCCCAGCCAUUAAUGACACCUAUGAUCCUGGCAUGAUGUAUUACUUUCUCUCCACUGUCGCUGACGUAUCAGCAAAUCCGUACAUAAACGCGUCAGCAAUUUAUUUUGCCCCAAACAGCUCCUACACGUCAUCCUACCGGGGCUUCUUCAAUAAAACAUUCCCACGUUUUGGACCGCGAACAUUCCGCUUGGAUGAUUUCAAUGAUCCAAUUCACUUGCAAAAAAUUUCCACUUGGAAUACAUUCGAUGUACGUGAUUUGGGGGCGCAUCCUCCAGAUACGAAAUCACAGGAUUAUACAUCAGACUUGUAUAAAAUAAAUGAGUGGUAUAAGACAUGGCUGCCAGACGAUGUAGAAGGUAGGCACGAUACCAAAACUACAUAUCAAGUUGAAAUACGCUACGCCAACAACACAAAUGAAACGUUUACAUUUCACGGUCCCCCCGGGGCCGAUGAAAGUCCAGGCCCAGUAAAAUGGACACGCCCUUAUUUUGAUUGUGGUCGUUCCAAUAAGUGGCUUGUCUCUGCUGUGGUGCCCAUUGCUGACAUUUACCCUCGACAUACGCAAUUCAGACACAUUGAAUAUCCCAAGUAUACUGCUAUUGCCGUACUGGAAAUGGAUUUUGAGCGUUUGGACAUAAACCAAUGUCCAAAGGGCGAGGGCAAUAAGGGGCCAAAUCACUUUGCCGACACUGCGCGUUGUAAAAAAGAAACUACCGAAUGCGAGCCGCUGCACGGUUGGGGCUUCCGGCGUGGCGGCUAUCAAUGUCGAUGUAGGCCCGGUUAUCGAUUGCCGAACGUUGUGAGGCGGCCGUACUUAGGUGAAAUUGUUGAACGUGCAUCAGCAGAACAAUAUUACAAUGAUUAUGAUUGCCUCAAAAUCGGAUGGGUGCAAAAAGUGCCUAUACAAUGGGAGCGUGUAUCAUACGACGUGCGUGAGAAAUAUUUAGAUUUACAUCCGGAAUAUCGCAAUUAUACUACCGGCUCCCGUGCUUUGCAUGCAGAACAUAUUAAUAUUGAUCAGACGCUCAAAUUCAUACAUGGCGUAAAUUAUCGCACGUGUAAGAAUUUCCAUCCCCAAGAUUUGAUAUUGCGAGGCGAUGUCAGUUAUGGAGCAAAAGAACAGUUUGAAAAUGAGGCUAAAAUGGCUGUCCGUUUGGCGAAUUUCAUUAGUGCAUUCUUGCAGAUUUCUGAUCCCAACGAGGUGUACACCGGCAAACGUGUGGCCGACAAACCGCUGACCGAAGAUCAAAUGAUCGGCGAGACACUGGCCAUUGUCUUGGGCGACACAAAGGUCUGGUCGGCUGCCAUGUUUUGGGAACGCAACAAAUUCACCAACCGCACCUAUUUUGCACCAUACGCAUACAAAACCGAAUUGAAUACACGCAAAUUUAAAGUCGAAGACUUAGCACGUCUGAACAAAACGCACGAAAUAUAUACGGAGAAGAAGUAUUUCAAGUUUUUGAAACAACGUUGGUCCGCCAACUUUGAUGACCUAGAAACGUUCUAUAUGAAAAUGAAGUUGCGUCACAACGAGACAGGUGAAUAUAUGCAAAAAUACGAACACUACCCGAAUUCGUAUCGUGCGGCAAACCUGAAGCACGGCUUUUGGACACAACCGCAAUUCGAUUGUGAUGGCUAUGUGAAGAAGUGGCUCGUGACCUAUGCGGCACCCUUUUUUGGCUGGGAUAGCCUUAAAGUGAAACUGGAAUUCAAGGGUGUGGUUGCCGUCUCGAUGGAUAUGUUGCAAUUGGACAUUAAUCAGUGCCCUGAUUGGUUCUUUGAACCCAACGCUUUCAAAAACACGCACAAAUGUGAUGACCGAACGUCAUAUUGUGUACCCAUUAUGGGUCGUGGCUACGAAACAGGUGGUUACAAAUGCGAAUGUUUACAAGGCUACGAAUACCCCUUCGAAGAUCCGAUCACCUACUACGACGGUCAACUGGUAGAAGCUGAAUACCAAAACAUCGUAGCCGAUCAGCAAUCACGUUACGAUACAUUCCACUGCCGUUUGGCUGGCGCGCCUGGAUUGCAAGCCGCCAUCUCGCUAAUCGUAUCACUGCUUGGGUUAACGUUAAUAUUAAUGUAUAAGUUCAGGUGAAGAAACUGUAGCACAUGUUGGGGCGGCGGCAGGGGUGACAUUUUACAAACAAGUGCCUGAAUCGCUCGUCACAGUAACAAACAAUCAAUACGUCCAUUUUGGUUUAAGUACUACAUAGUAUGUAAGUAAGAGUAUUUGAUAGCUAAAAAAGUGCAUAUAAGCAACCAUACAAUUAUCUCUUCUGCACAAGAAGUUUGAAUGCCAAGAUAUACAUCCAUACAUAAAUAUAUACAUAUGUAUAUACAUACAUAAGGAAAUACGUAUGUAGAAUAUUUUUAUAAGCUACCAAGAAUCUCAAAUAACAAAAAAAAACACACACACUGCAAAAACAUUCCUUCCGUUCAUCCUGCCAACAACAGUAUUUGCAAAUAAUAAGCGAAAUAUUUACUAGCAAAGGCUGCGGUAUGAGCAGCAGCAACGUCGCUAACAACAACAACAUCAAUAGCAAUACAAUGGGGAAACGUGAGGAGUGCUGAGAAACAGUGUCAUCAUUUAUCCAAGGCGAUUAAGUUGUAGACAUAAUCUAUUACAAUGCAUCUAGUUAUUUGUCAUUUGUUGUAUAGCACAGCAGCGAGAUGAGGAGCAGAAAGUAAUCGACAGGCAGCAAGCAGUGGUAGAAUUGCAGAAGAAAAGCGCAAACGUGCGUUAAGCAAGUAGCAACUUCAGCUUCGAAUUCCGCCUUCAGAGCUCAUAUUACCAUCAAUAGAAGGCACGAAAAUGCAAACGGGUAAAGCAUUUGAGAAACUACAAAAUUGGCAGAGUUCGCUGAGCGCAAAUUUAACAAAAAUACUUUGGCAUUGCAAAAGCGACAAAGUUCGCAAUAAAAGAAAACCUGUUCAAUCAAAAGCCAAAUAAACUAGCUUUCUUGUGUCUCUCUACCACACGCUUACUACAACAUCUCGCGACUAAUUCUCGCUUCUUCUUUUGAGCAGCUGAGCUCAAAGAGAGUACAUUAGAAACAUAAGCGUCUUGAAAGGGUUGAAAAUAUAUCCACUGUGCCGUGUCUCAAUUGAAAACUCUCAGUCUUUAUUUGGCCAUGCCAUUCAAAGCUGUGGUCGCAAAGUCUUAGACAUUCAGAGGCGAUCAAAGCUGAGUGUGCCCAUUGUUGUUGUUUUUGUUGUUGCUGUUGUUAGUGUUGGCUUGCUGUCAGCCUUACACCCUUCUUUCUAUGAACUGUCCACACAACGAGAUGCGCUUACUGGCAUGCCAAAUCGCCGGGUCGUCCAUGCGCAUGUCCGUCUGCGUGUAUGCCUUGUACCUUAGACGCUUUUUAAGGUGUGCGUGUGUGUUUUUUACAUAUACCCUCCUGUGCUGUCUGAUCCGCUGAUGUGUACUUUUUAUGCGCCUCUUUCCUUGUUUUUGUAUUUUUCAUUAUUUUUUGCAUGAAUUAAAAUUUUUUCAUAGUUGAUUAUCAAAUGUGCCUGAAUUUUUAUUAUCUUCAAUUGCACCCUGAGAACCUUUUUUCCUCUGCCGCCAGUAGUGGUGAUUAUGCCUAGCAAAAAAACCAGUUCAACACUUGGUCCGGCAAAAACGCCGUUACUUUUUUGAAUCGGCAAAAAAUAUAGCGCACAUAGCGUUUUUGAGUAACUUUGAUAUCAAAAAAUAUUUACGGAAGAAAAAAAAAAAACAGAGACGAUGCGCAUGAUUUAGGCUUCGCAGUCGUCCUUCGCAGUGGUCAAAGUUUUUGCAGCAAAAUAUUUUCACACAUUUUUCAUAUUUAGCGCUCGGUGAUUGACCACUAGAAGGAAGAGCGUCGUGUUCGCUGCCUAAUCGGCAGUCAGGGAGGGAGGCAAACAAGCAGGCAGGCAGCCAGACAGGCAGGACGGUGAUAGGUUUGCAUAGCAAAAGAGUGGUACCUCCUCCUGCUGCUUUUAUUUUUUAUUACACUCCAUUUUAUGAUUAGUUUUUGCACCGCUUUCUGCUAAGAUGCGCUUCGUGCUGUAUUGUAUUCGCGCCACCAACGUGCGGCGUAUGGCUCACAGCUGUGCGCUGCUUUGCAAUACGGACCAAUAUGAAGAUAAUAAUAAUAUCUGCACCAGUUUAUGUAGUUGCAGUUGUUGGCUUUGAUGAAAAAACGGUUAUUGAGUUUUUUAUGAACUUUAUUAGUCUUUUGUAUUUUUUUUAUAAUUGCAAAACUUAUGACCACAAGAAUGCUUCGUAAUACAAUAUUGCAUUUGGAAUACAUAUUCUUGUGCUAUUCAGUCGAUAUUUUUGCAAACAAAAAAACUUAACUCGUACAUACGAUUAAAUAGACUCCGUCCAGAAGAGAGAUACAAAAAGACAUGCAUAUGUAUGUAAUCUCGAAUAUCGAAUCAUAUAAACAAUUUUAUACAUUUACAGACAUAUUAUAUAGAAUUUUACACGUAUCAAUUAUGUGCCUUUUUGUUGUAAACCAUAACAGUUAGUAUAAGCUUUUUACUGACUCGAAGUUCAUGCAGUUAUGUAUGUACAUAUGUAAUAUUAAAAAUAUGCAUAAUUUAUUUAAGGGCCAGUUUUGAGUGAAAUUUCAUUUACCGACUUAAAACUGAAAAUAAAUUUAAUGCCUGAACCUGCUGUGUAAAAUUAAGUUCAGAAUGCUUAAGAAUUGGGGCCAUGAUAACCAGGAUCAGCUUUUUUACUUGAAUUACAUACACCCACAAACAAAAAAUAUGUGACAUUUUGUUAUAUUUUUUAAUAACAUCCUUUUAAAAUUACACUUUUUUGGAAUAUAUGUAUACUUUUACUCCCAAAAUUGAGCCUACAUAUCUUUUUUUGUUAAUAUUCCCAAUGUUUUACACGCUAAUUUUUUUUUGUUUAAUUUUGUACUUAAAUAUGGCUUAUAUUUUAGCAAACUCCAUUUAAAUCCAAGAAUGAUACUCCGUACAAAAAUUAAGAAAAAUCUACAAAGUAUCAGCAAAAUCGCGACCUUUUUAUAACGAAUUUCUAAACACAAAUCAGGUAUGCAGUUUUAAUUUUCAAAUUUUUUUAUAUGAAAGAAAUGCGUUGGACAGCCAGCAAAAAAAAUCUCUAAAACUUACGCGAAUUUUUAGACAUCUGAAUUUGCAUAUUAUUAAACUAAAAUUUAAUGGGCUAUAAAACUGCAUACCUAAAUUCUUUUUAGAAAUUCGUAAAGUUGGCCACUUGGCUAAAACUUUGCAGAUUUUUCUUAAUUUUUGUACACAGUCUGAUUCUUGGAUUUAAAUGGGAUUAAAAUAUAAGGCAUAUUUUAAAACAAAAUUGAGAAACAAAUUUUAGCAUGUAAAACAUUGCGAAUACUAACAAAAAAAAGAGCUGUACGUUCAAUUUUGGGGGUAACAGUACAUAUGUAUUUUUUUUUAAUAUUAAAUCAGAAUGUUAAAGAAAAAAUAUUUAUAUUCAUAUAUAACAUAAAGUCGACACUUAAGUACUUUGCAGCUUUUUGAAAUAAAUUUCAAUGGAAUAUCUGUUAGAAAAAGCUGAAACUAAUUUAAUAAUCGACUUAAGUUUGACCGAGAAUAUGGCCAAAUAUUAGGCUACUUUCGUUCUCAUGGUCUCAUCAGAAGUUUCACUGAAACACUUGCAAUUAAAAUGUUAUAAAUUAUAUGUUUACAAAAAAUCAUGUUCAACUUAUUUGUUUUAUAAUUGUACAACCAUUUUAUCAGAGCUUGAAAAUAUCGAAAAACGAUAUCUUUUGGACAAUAAAAAUAUUUGAAGUAAAUUAA